AUGGGAGUAGAAUAAUCAACAAAUAAAAACUCUAAAAAGUCUUUAUUUAGUUGCUUAUAAAUGCUUGUUGAAGAUGUUGAAUUUUAUAUUGAUAAAGAAUUUCUUGAUUAAUUAAAGUUCAUAGAGAUUCCGUUUGCCAGCAACUUUGAAAAAAAUCGGUAACAUUUGUAUAUUCAAUAUAUAAUAGCAAGUAAAUAAUAGAUUUGCUUUAAUAAUCUAUACCACCUCAAAUUACUCUUUUUGAGGAUGUUUUACUAAAUUAUGCAAGUUCAGUGUUUUAGUGUUCUUUAAUUAAAAACAACAACAAAAAUAAACUAAAAAAUUUUAAGGAUCUCACAAUGGAUAAAGAAUUCGUUAAAAAUUUUAGAUUAAUGAACUUUUCAUAUAAACAACAUCAAUAUGACGAUUGUUAUUAAAAUAACUUAGAACUCCUUUUAAAUGGAAUAAAAAGUUAUUGCAGUUUAGCUAAUUUAAUAAUUAGAGAAUUAGAUUAAAAUUUAGAUUUAUAAUGUAUGGUUUAUGUUUUGAUUUGGGAACACUUAUAAAAUAAUUUAUGCAAAUUAUCCAAAUUAGAUAUUUAUGACCUUUAGCCACUUAAUUAAUUUUUUAAUGAACAUUAUGCAACGAUUAAUCCUCCUUUAAAAGUUGAAUAAAUAGGAGGAAAAUUAUGGGGUACAUAAGUAUAAUAAUUAAACAUUAAUUAUAUUAAAAAAUAAUUUGAAGAUGCAAGAAGAGAUAAGACCAAACAAAAGAUAAGUUUGUUUUAAGUUAUUAAUGCUUUGAUUGAUAUAAAUAUUGAUGCUGCUCAACUUUAAUGGUUAGGUUUUAGCGAUUUCUAAUUUCGUGGAAAUCUUAAAGUUUUAAUUGAUUUCAUUAUUGAAGAUACUGAAAUAUUAUUAAACAAAUUAAAUUAAUAAUCAAACGGAGAUCUUAUUUUAUUGUUAGAUUUAUGGGAAAAAGAUGAUUAGUUUAUGAAAUCAGUCCUUCCAACUUGGAUUUGUGAAAAUAAACUCAACACAUAAUUUUUUAGUUAUUUUGAAUUAAAAAUCAAAUAAAAGAUUAAAUAAUUGUAAGUAAGUUAAUAAAAGAAUCUUAUAGAGAGAUAUUCUAAAUAAACAUAUUAAAUAGAUUUUUAACAUUAAUUAUAAAAUUCUAAGGAAAGUUUGCAAUCUAUUUUUUUUUCAUUUGAAGAUUUUUAAUUGUAAAAUAUGGAUUCUACUUUACAGAUCAUGAUUAAAUAAUUAAAAUAAGAAAAAUAGUUUAGUAGUAUUAUUUAAGCUAGUGAAAAAACUUAAUAAGGAACUAGUGAUUUAUUAAUUCCAUAAAAUUCAAAUCUCUUUUCGGAUAUUGAUGUUCAUCAUAUUUAAUCUAAUAUUAUAGAUUAAUUAGAUGAAGAUAAUUUAGAAGUAAAACAAUAAAAAUCAGAUUUAAUAAGUCCAGAAGAUGAAAUUGCUAAAAUAUGCAAUAAAUUUGAUCUCAUAAAGAAUAAAAUAUAAUUAAAUAUUUAAUAGAGAGAUGAAAAGAUAAAAUUAAGAAAUAAAAAUUUAUCACCAGUAUCUUAGAAUUUAGAAAUCGUUUUAAGUUUUGUUCAUUCUCUAUCAAACAAACAAGUUGAGGAAAUAGUGAAUUUAUUGCUUAAGGAUAAGCACAAGGAAAUUAACUUAAGAAAUACUAACUAGAUUCUGAAUGAAGAUAAUUUUCGAAGCUCUAUUGCAGCUGAACUACUUAGUUAAUUGGAAAAGUGAAAAAAAUAAAUAAUUUAUUGAUAUUUAUC
Messenger RNA from Paramecium sonneborni, 1774 nucleotides. Lineage: Eukaryota; Ciliophora; Oligohymenophorea; Peniculida; Parameciidae. The record is from the annotation of a GenBank genome assembly.